Messenger RNA from Choloepus didactylus (southern two-toed sloth), 994 nucleotides. RefSeq names its product RAS related (gene RRAS). The coding region runs from base 36 to 692 and encodes 218 amino acids. Gene Ontology annotation, molecular function: GTP binding; GTPase activity; GDP binding. Gene Ontology annotation, biological process: signal transduction. The transcript is spliced from 6 exons. Gene Ontology annotation, cellular component: plasma membrane. Lineage: Eukaryota; Metazoa; Chordata; Mammalia; Pilosa; Megalonychidae. The record is from RefSeq and is a predicted model, not a curated record.
CCGGCGGUAGCGGCGGCGGCAGCAGCGGUGGCGACAUGAGCAGCGGGGCGGCGUCCGGGACAGGGCGGGGGCGGCCCCGGGGCGGGGGGCCGGGGCCGGGGGACCCCCCACCCAGCGAGACACACAAGCUGGUGGUCGUGGGCGGCGGCGGCGUGGGCAAGAGCGCGCUGACCAUCCAGUUCAUCCAGUCCUACUUCGUGUCUGACUACGAUCCGACCAUCGAGGACUCCUACACGAAGAUCUGCAUCGUGGAUGGCACCCCAGCCCGGCUGGACAUCCUGGACACUGCGGGCCAGGAGGAGUUCGGCGCCAUGCGAGAGCAGUACAUGCGCGCCGGCCACGGCUUCCUGCUGGUGUUCGCCAUUAAUGACCGGCAGAGUUUCAACGAAGUGAGCAAGCUCUUCACGCAGAUCCUCCGAGUCAAGGACCGCGAUGACUUCCCCAUUGUGAUGGUGGGGAACAAGGCAGAUCUGGAGACGCAGCGCCAGGUCUCCCGAUCGGAAGCUUCUGCCUUCGGGGCCUCCCACCACGUGGCCUACUUUGAGGCUUCAGCCAAACUGCGCCUCAACGUGGACGAGGCCUUCGAGCAGCUGGUGCGCGCCAUCCGGAAGUACCAGGAACAGGAGCUCCCGCCGAGCCCUCCCAGCACCCCCAGGAAGAAGGAUGGGGGCUGCCCCUGCGUCCUUCUGUGACCUGGUGGGGGAGGAGCCACCAGCGUGAGCAGCUCUCGGGACCACCCCCCCCCCCCGGCACCUGCUGUGUGACUUUAGGCCCUCGCCGAGCCUCUGUUUCCUCAUACGGGCCUCCCAGAAUACACUACCCACUCCUCCCAUCACUGCCUGGCCCCCCAGCGGCCGGUUCCACUGUGUGCCUUCUGCCAGCACCUCCUCCCCAGGCCUGAACCCCUGUGGGGAGGGAGGCGCUCCCGGGCAUCCGGGUCACUGCUGUACAUAUCUCCCCAUCCCAGAAUAAUAAACAUCACUGCCAAUGUCAA